GGAGGAGGAAGAGGCGGGGGGGGGGGGGCGGCAGCCGGUCCCAGAAGAUGGCGGAGGCGGGGGAUUUCUGGUAGGUCCUUUUUUAGGAUAAGAUGCUGUAACUGUUGAAACGCCAGUCUGCAUUGAUUCACAGACAGUUGGCUUUUCAGCUGGAAAGCCUUUUUUCCCCCCUUGCUGGUAUACUGAACUUAUGAAAUCAUGGCAGAAGGAGAGACAGAGUCACCUGGACCCAAAAAGCGUGGCCCCUACAUUUCAUCUGUCACUAGCAGGAGUGUGAACUUGAUGAUUCGUGGAGUGGUACUAUUUUUUAUUGGAGUAUUUCUUGCAUUAGUGUUAAAUUUACUUCAGAUUCAGAGAAAUGUAACGCUCUUUCCACCUGACGUGAUCGCAAGCAUCUUUUCUUCAGCAUGGUGGGUACCGCCGUGCUGUGGCACAGCCUCAGCUGUGAUUGGGUUAUUAUACCCCUGCAUUGACAGGCAUCUAGGAGAACCACAUAAAUUUAAAAGAGAGUGGUCCAGUGUGAUGCGGUGCGUAGCCGUCUUUGUUGGUAUAAAUCAUGCCAGUGCUAAAGUGGAUUUUGAUAACAACAUACAGUUGUCUCUCACACUGGCUGCACUCUCCAUUGGACUCUGGUGGACCUUUGAUAGAUCUAGAAGUGGUUUUGGCCUUGGAGUAGGAAUUGCUUUCUUGGCAACCUUGGUCACUCAACUGCUAGUCUAUAAUGGUGUUUAUCAAUAUACAUCUCCAGAUUUUCUCUAUGUUCGUUCUUGGUUACCGUGUAUAUUUUUUGCUGGAGGCAUAACAAUGGGAAACAUUGGUCGACAACUGGCAAUGGUGGAUGGUAUUUCCAUAAACCAGAGAGGAAUGCAGAGAAGCAGAAAGAAGAGCUCUCUUGGCUCCAUCUUGACCACAGGGUGGAGGCUAACCCUGGACUAACCUGAACCAGAGACUGAUACACAAGAGCCGCUGACCCGCAUCUGCAACAACUCGGCCAUCCACAUCCAGGUCUUCAGGGUUACACCCAAGUAAUGCAAAUGAGGAUGGCCACUUUCUCCGCCCACCCCCACAUAAGUAGGCUCAGAGGCCCUUCUUGUACUGAGUACAGUCAUGGACCACCUACCAGAGCCGCGUAAGAAAAAGCCUGUUCCCUCAUAGCCCAGGGGACUCUGAAUUGAGAGGGAGAGUAUUGUCUCUUGUUGGGCCCAAGCAGUGGGUCUUCCCGAGUCUUUGUGGUCUGUAACCAUUGUCCUAGACAAUAAAAACUACCAAGUUGUGUUAGUAAAAACAACAACAAAAAAAAAACACACACACAAACAACACAGCACAAACAACCCACUAUGGACUUUGAUAAGUCAUGUAUUACGUCCCAAGUCCACAAUGCUGAUGUGACUUUGUCAUUUGAUAUGGGAGGAAAACAAAACCAGAAGUGAUACGCUCCAGUCAUGGUGGCAGAGCUCUGGCCUCCGAUACGUCUUCCUCAAAAACAAACUGUGAAGUGGUUAAAUGGGCAGUGUCGGCCAGGACUACUUGAAGGGUCCUGACAUUGUCCUUAGACACCGACUCCACUGCGUUUAUUGGGGACCUGCCCUGUGCCAGCUUCAGGGACACAGAACUCAACAUCUCCCCACUUGCCUCCAGAGGGCUCAGACUGGAGAGGGACACAUGAGCUGGGGCCACCUGUUAGUGUCUGCUUCUCCAGACGUGAGCAACAGGUACAGAGGAAUCCUACUGGAAAGCUCCGCCACCCAGCCAGGGCCUUCAGGCCAGGCAAGCCUGCCCAAGUUUUCAGGGGUGAGUUGAAGUUUGCAAGAUGCAGAGGUGCCAAGAAGUGGUGAAAGCCACACCUCUGCCCAAAAGCCCCUCCGUCUGCUCCACGGACCACUCUCAUUGCUCAAGUCGCCCCCACAGAGGCAGUUCGGGCAAGGGCACUCUCUGUUCCUCUCCGUCUCAUACUGGUGCGGUUGAUUAUGUUUGCCACUGUAUCCCUAGGACCUAGCCCAAUGCUUGGCAUUCCAUGGGUGCUUGGUAAAUACUUGGCAAGUGAGCAAAGGGUUUUUAAGCUGUGUUCUUCAAAGAAAACUGGCCAGGAAUGUUUGCAUCAUGUGUUCCAUUUCUUUAUUUUUUAAAAGUUCAUUUGAGAGAGAGAGAGAGCAGGAGCCAGGUGAGGGGCAAAGAGAGUAGACUCCCCGCUGAGCAGGGAGCCCGAUGCGGGGCUCCAUGAGGGGCUUGACCCCAGGACCUGGAGAUCAUGACCUGAGCCCAAGGCAGGCACUUAACUGACUGAGCCACCCAUUUCUUUGGGUAAACCUCCAUGACAAACACGAAAACCCAUUCAGGUGCUUGUUCUUUUCUGAAAGAACCUGUCAGGACUGAUUGAGGGCCCGGUAACAGCUUGUUAAUACUGGGCUAGGGAACAGUAAUCCCCUGACCUGAGUCCACUUAACCCUGUUCCCUGUGCUCUGCCCCCUUCCCUCUCCUUCCAGCACACAGCUCCUCUCUCCCUAGGAAUCCUAGCAAGGAAAUCACGUCUUUUAGAUGCAAAUACAUUUUAAAGGGCUGCCUAAAGCCUGUGUCCCCCCUUGGCGGGUAGUACACAGACGUCCCGCUGCUACUUAUUGUUUAUUGUGUGAUCCUCAGCUGCUCACUUCAAACCCUAGUUUCUCCCUCUGUAAAAGAGAAAUGUCACUCCUACUCUGUUUAUUGGCCAUGUUUGUGAAACUCCCAACGGAACACCUGGGACAUAAUAGAUGCUCAAUAAACAGGAGCUGAGAACA
Molecule: messenger RNA, 2774 nt
Organism: Callorhinus ursinus (northern fur seal)
Lineage: Eukaryota; Metazoa; Chordata; Mammalia; Carnivora; Otariidae
Source: RefSeq, a predicted model, not a curated record